AUGGAGGAUCACCAUGGAGACGCGCAGCCUAGGCGCACCCGUCCCGUACCAAUGUAUGGACUGAACUCUAACCAGAGUAGUUCGAGCGUGUUCGAGGAUGUCGAGAUGGCACAAGAUCAGUUGUACUCCGGCCCCAUGGCAGAAAGCCUACCUACGAGUAUUUCCACAUUUUCCCACCGUCGCCAACGUGCAGAUUCAACGGCAAGCUUUGCAUAUUAUAACGAAGACGAGAACGAGCCGGAUACCAGGAUGUUGUUCGGCGAGGAUGGAGCUGUAUCAUUUGAUAUAGACGAAACGCCGUUCGACUUUGAUGAGGAAGAGGGGGAAGAAGGUAGCUCGGAGCAGGAACUUGAGAACGGGGAAACAUACGAAGAUUAUGUGAUGCGUAGAAGAUCCUCGACUAUAUCGCGAAACUCGAUCCAUACCAGGCUCCUCCGAACAGACAGCGGCGUAACAGAUGUCAGCAGUCGAGGUCAUGGCAGAACCAGCCAGAAACUACACAUGGCCAACGAGGAUCUCACUAUUGUCAUAGCUGGGUUUCGUACAAGUAAACUUGGCUACGUUGUGUAUGUUUUCAUUUCCGUUGCGACGUUAGGACUCGCAUAUCUGCUCCUGAGAUGGCUUCCAAGAUGGCAAGUCAAGUUGAUCGGCGAGUCGUGUCCGCUUCAUGAUUGUCAAUGGGUAGUACUCGAGAAUCAAUGGGGUGAGAUGGCCAUUCUGGACGUGAAGACACAGGCCUACAACCAUCCUCUAUCCGCUGUAUUUGGAACACCAGAAAAGAUAUUUGCCCAGAUACUGGAGGACGACGCCGAUCCAUUAGUACCUGAGCUCCGAACCAUCAAUUACCGAUACGUGCGCUUCUUUUAUCACCCGUUUAAGGGUAGAUUUGUCAUCAGUAAUGGGUGGAAGGAUCCUUCGUGGACCCGCGUUCGAGCCCUGCGUGCCGGUAUUGAUGGUGAUGAGAAGGACCACAGAGAGCGCGUUUUCGGAGCGAACAUCAUUGACAUUGAGCAAAAGUCCAUUCCCCAACUGCUCAUAGAUGAGGUUUUCCACCCAUUCUAUGUCUUUCAAAUAGCGAGCUUGAUCCUUUGGUCCUUGGACGAAUAUUACUACUAUGCCAUCUGUAUCUUCGUCAUGUCAGCAGGCAGCAUAAUAGCAACACUAGUAGAAACACGAGCUACAAUGCGGCGUCUUCGCGAUAUCUCUCGAUUUGAAUGCGAUGUUCGAGUCCUUCGAAACGGCUUUUGGGCCCAUGUUCCAUCGAGCGAUCUGGUUCCGGGUGAUGUAUAUGAAGUCAGCGACCCUAGCCUCACACAGUUCCCGAGUGACAGUUUACUUCUCAGCGGAGAUUGUAUCGUCAACGAGAGCAUGCUUACAGGCGAAUCCGUGCCGGUUUCAAAAAUCCCCGCUACCGAUGAGACCCUCCAAGUCAUGAAUCUGAGUGCUGCUGCGGUUUCUCCUGAUGUUGCACGCCACUUUCUCUUCUGUGGCACCAGGAUCAUCAGGGCAAGACGACCACAGGACAAUAGAGAUGAUGAAGCAGUUGCGCUUGCUAUGGUUGUGAGAACCGGGUUUAACACGACCAAGGGCUCACUCGUUCGCUCCAUGCUUUUCCCCAAACCGUCUGGGUUUAAAUUCUAUCGCGACUCUUUCCGUUACAUCUCUGUCAUGGGAUGUGUCGCACUACUUGGAUUCGUUGUGUCUUUCGUCAAUUUCCUCCGCUUGGGGUUGGCAUGGCACUUGAUAAUUGUGAGGGCUUUGGAUCUAAUCACCAUCGUCGUUCCACCCGCUCUUCCGGCUACACUUACUAUAGGAACGAACUUCGCUCUGAGCCGUCUUAAAAAGAAGCAGAUAUUUUGCAUCAGCCCGCAGAGAGUUAAUGUCGGCGGUAAACUAGAUGUUAUGUGUUUCGAUAAGACAGGCACUCUGACGGAGGACGGCUUGGAUGUUUUAGGCAUGCGACUAGUGUCUCGAUCGACGAACCGAUUUGAUGAUAUUGUUACCAAGGCGUCAAAUUUAGUCCCGUACUCAAGUUUGAAUGCCGGUCCUGGGGACAAAUAUGAUAUAUAUCGCGCUUGUCUAUUCACCAUGGCUACAUGCCAUUCACUUCGCUCCGUCGACGGCGAACUAGUUGGAGAUCCACUAGAUCUCAAGAUGUUUGAGUUUACUGGCUGGAAAUUCGAAGAGGGUAGCCAAGGCAAUACUGAUCAGGAUGAUGAAGAGCAAGGUGGUCUAUCCCCUUCAAUUGCCCGGCCACCUGUAACAACUCUGUAUGACAUAGAUGAGUACGGGUUUUCUUACCAGGGGCAAAACGUCCCUAUUGAACUUGGGAUAUUGAGAUCCUUUGAGUUCGUCUCACAACUACGAAGAGCUAGCGUGAUCGUGCGGGCAUUUGGCCAGCAAAGUGGAAGCAUAUACGUCAAGGGUGCACCAGAAUGUAUGCGGGAUAUAUGUCGACCUGAAAGUUUUCCGGCUGAUUAUGACGAACUCUUAUCCUACUAUACUCACAAAGGAUACCGAGUCAUCGCGUGUGCCACAAAAUACAUGAGGAAGCUUUCAUGGGUAAAGUCCCAGAAGAUCAAGCGUGAAGAAGUCGAAAAAGACCUCGACUUUGUCGGUUUCAUCAUCUUCGAAAACAAGUUGAAGCCAACGACUGCUUCAGUACUGAAAGAGCUCACAGAGUCAAACAUUGGCUCAAUUAUGGUCACAGGUGACAAUAUAUUGACAGCCAUCAGUGUAGCGAGAAACUGCGGUCUCGUCGACAAAGAUGCUCAUUGUUUUGUGCCCCAUUUUGCAGAAGGAAACUUCCGCGACCCCAAUGCCCGUUUACAGUGGGAAAGCAUAGACGACCCGGCUUUUCAACUAAACUAUCGGACUUUACUUCCGCUCCCAGCCCCUGUAGACAGGGAUGCUUCAUUGCCGUACGAUAUAAUGAAUCUAAAGAACUAUUCCCUUGCAGUAAGCGGGGAUGUUUUCCGAUGGAUAGUGGAUUUUGCUCCGAAUGAGGUUAUGCAGAGGAUGCUGGUCCGGGGCAGAGUCUUUGCACGCAUGUCUCCAGACGAGAAACAUGAACUGGUAGAGAAACUUCAAAGCAUAGGCUACUGCUGUGGAUUCUGCGGGGAUGGAGCAAAUGACUGCGGUGCUUUAAAGGCCGCGGACGUUGGGAUCUCACUUUCCGAAGCGGAGGCAUCUGUUGCCGCCCCUUUCACAUCUAGAGUAUUCGAUAUUCGAUGUGUACCUGAUGUGAUUCGAGAAGGGCGGGCUGCUCUAGUAACGAGCUUCAGCUGCUUCAAGUUCAUGAGCAUUUACUCUGCUAUUCAGUUCACCUCUGUUAGCUUUCUCUACGCCUCGGCUUCGAAUCUAGGCGACUUUCAGUUCUUAUUUAUCGACGUGCUCAUCAUACUGCCAAUUGCCAUAUUCAUGGGCUGGUCUGGGCCUUACCCAAUUCUGAGCAAAAAACGACCAACUGCGAAAUUGGUGUCAAGGAAGGUCCUUACACCCUUGUUAGGACAUAUGAUUAUUUGUAUACUCAUUCAGGCUGCUGCGUGGAAUAUCGUACGAGAGCAAAGCUGGUACAUACCGCCUCAUGUGAACCCAGACAAGUCCAACAUCAAGAAUUCGCAGAACACAGCCUUGUUCCUUAUGUCGUGUUUUGAGUACAUAUUCAUAGGGGUUGUUCUAAGUGCUGGGAAACCAUUCCGCCAGCCAAUGACCCAGAACUGGCCAUUCAUGACCACUAUCCUCGCGGCGCUUGCCGUCGUCAUAUAUAUGGUCUUCGCACCAUCACAUGGAAUCAAGAAGCUGAUGCAGCUGACCGAUAUCAGCCCAUCUUUUAAGAUAACCCUCGUGGUGCUCGGUGUUACAUACCUAAUAAUCUCUUGGAUCGGCGAGGUCUACCUCUUCCAGAGACUGGUUCGGGCAUUCGACAAGGUCAAGGUGGCUUGCACGAAGAAGUCCAAGACGCGCAAGGAAUAUAAAGUCAUUCUGGAGCGUAUGGAAGGUUGA
Molecule: messenger RNA, 4005 nt
Organism: Hypoxylon fragiforme
Lineage: Eukaryota; Fungi; Ascomycota; Sordariomycetes; Xylariales; Hypoxylaceae
Exons: 16
Coding region: 1-4005 (1334 amino acids)
Biological process (GO): intracellular calcium ion homeostasis
Cellular component (GO): membrane
Molecular function (GO): ATPase-coupled monoatomic cation transmembrane transporter activity; P-type ion transporter activity; ATP hydrolysis activity
Source: RefSeq, a predicted model, not a curated record